AUGUCGAAGGCCUCUGAACCAAUAGCGUUCUCAAAGGUAAACGUGACAACCCCGGUAACGAAGGAGUACAGGAUUCAUGGAAGCGCCAUGCCUACAGAGGACAAUCCAAGGCCGCAGAUAUUUGUUUCAACCAUCUUUGCAAAGAACCAUGUGUUUGCCAAGGCAAAGUUCUUCAAGAUUCUUGAGAAGAAGUACAAGAUAAAGGCUACAAAGGGGCUGAUUAUCAACUGCGAGAGGAUUCCAGAGCCCUCAUUCAAGGAGGUCCAGAACUAUGGGGUCCGGUUCAUCUACCGCAGCAGAAGUGGGGUUCAUAAUGCAUACAAGGAGUGCAGGGCUAUAAGCAGGUGCGGGGCUGUUGACCACAUUCUACGAGAGUUGGCCGGAAGGCACAAGCUAAAGAGAUCUGCAGUGGACAUAAUAAGUGUGGAGACCAUUCCUUUCGAGUCUCUUAGAAGGGCAAAGACCAUGGAGUUUGCCGACGAGAAUGUCGAAUUCCCCGUCUUCACCAAGAUUCUCAACACGAGGAGUCUGUUGAUUCCUGCGGAGUACAAUCCUUCUGAGUAG
Encephalitozoon hellem ATCC 50504 is the source of this 564-nucleotide messenger RNA. Its product is annotated as 60S ribosomal protein L18. The transcript has a single exon. The record is from RefSeq and is a predicted model, not a curated record. Gene Ontology annotation, cellular component: ribosome; cytosolic large ribosomal subunit. Gene Ontology annotation, molecular function: structural constituent of ribosome. The coding region runs from base 1 to 564 and encodes 187 amino acids. NCBI's taxonomy places the organism in Eukaryota, Fungi, Microsporidia, Unikaryonidae. Gene Ontology annotation, biological process: translation.